Cottoperca gobio is the source of this 1755-nucleotide messenger RNA. RefSeq names its product leucine rich repeat containing 61 (gene lrrc61). The coding region runs from base 472 to 1251 and encodes 259 amino acids. The transcript has 9 exons. Gene Ontology annotation, biological process: outer dynein arm assembly. NCBI's taxonomy places the organism in Eukaryota, Metazoa, Chordata, Actinopteri, Perciformes, Bovichtidae. Gene Ontology annotation, cellular component: cytoplasm. The record is from RefSeq and is a predicted model, not a curated record. Gene Ontology annotation, molecular function: dynein heavy chain binding; alpha-tubulin binding.
UUAUUUAUGUUUUUUGAUCUAAUUACUGUUUAAUUGUGCUUGUAUUCAGAAUUGACUAACGUUACCCCAGAUGCGGGUUUAAACACCCCAUUGAGGAAUCAUUGUCGUCAGUGCUGUAACAAGAACAAAACUUUUAAUUGACACAGAGAACCUGUUGCACGGUAACAACAUUUCCCUAAUGCUGCAGCAAUGUUUCCAGUCUCGUCAUCGUCUUCCCUCUUUCACGGUAUAUUUCUCCGUCUGUGUUUAUGCUGUGAACACUAUGCUGGACUGCAGAAACUGAAGUCCGUUAUAAUCCACCUGCGUCCUAUUAUUGCAGCACAGCAGUACAGUGAGCGUGUCCUGACUGCACCCCAGGACAGAUGCCUGUUUUACAUUUCCCUAAAUCAACCACUGCCACCACAUUGAUUAAAACCAUCGCUUAUUAUUGCGAUAGGUAAGUUAGCUUUCUAAAUAGCAAAGUAGCCCACGAUGGACUCUAAGCGAGAUAAAGACCAAGAUGCAGACUGUGAGAAGAUAACUCCUGUGCUGCUCAAGUCACGUACAGGAGAAUUUGAUUUGGAGUCAAUAUUGUUUCUCAAAUUGAGAGGAAUACAUGAUCUUGGAUGCAUUGGAGAGUGUAUGAAUUUAGAGAAACUGGACCUCUCUGGAAAUAACGUCACAAAUUUAGCUCCUCUAGCAUCUCUGCGGCUUCUUUCUGUACUCUGUUUGUCUGCCAACAGGAUUUCCAAUUUAGAGCCCCUGCGCAACUGUGAAGGUUUACAGAACUUAAACUUGGCUGGUAAUAUCAUAUCCAGCAUUGAGAACCUACACUGUCUUCAACCUUUGAGAAAGCUAGAGAAUAUACGUUUUAAAGACAACACUUACAAUUACACUAACCCAGUGUGCAGGAACGCAGCGUACAGAAACAUAGUUCUUGAGAUGUUCCCCAACAUCAAGGUUCUGGAUGGUGAAAGAGUGGUCGGACGUGGGAGUGAACUGUACCAAUUAUGCAAAGACAUUGAUGAUACCAUCAAAGCUGGUUUAUACAAGAAUGGGCAGCUUGUUGAACAUUCUGAUUGCAAACCAUGGGUGGAGGAUAAUUACUGGGAGAUAAAAAGAUCAAACAAUGCCAUUAUCGAAGAAGCCUACAAACAGUUCAACGAUGUACUUCAUGAAUGCAGACUCCUCAACAACAGAGCCACUCACGUAAUUUCCCAAACGGAACGAUCUAUGAGCCUGAAGAAGCAGCCAAAGCAGUAUGCUAUCUGAGUUGGGCUAUUUUGAACACAUUUACGUGCAAUUUUUUGUUGUAUCGUAUACCAUGGCUGUACUGUAGGUUUUUCAGAUUACUAAACUGUAUCCAAAUGCUUGCUCAGUAUCAUUGCCAGACACAUGCUUUGUGUUGCAGUGUGAGGCAUUUGUUGAAAUGAUAUCUCAUCCUAUGCAUCGCGUAUGGGAUGAUACAUAUAAGUGGUUUGAAAACCUUUAUCCAUACUGACUCCCCUCAGUUUGGUUCAAAGAUGUCUUUACUUGCACAGUGUGCAUUUUGUACCAUGCUGUAUCCUGCAUUUAUGCUGGGAGCUAUGCUGCUUAAGAAUUUCUAUAGUUUUAAGUAAUUAAGAGCUUUUUUCCAUUUUGCAUUGCUGGAUAAUUUUGGGAGUUAAUGUGUCCCAUGCGGUAUGCUUUCCUUGUAAGUUGAACUUUUGCAAAAAGUGAUUGAAUGAUGUUUCAGCUGUUUUUACUUGUUUUAUACCAUAAAGUUUAUUAUGUGUA